AUGCUUGCUAGAGCAUUGACAGUAACGAGAAAGAGCCCUAAAGAUGACGUCUACAUACGCGACCUCGUCUGCAGCCAAUCGGGCUCCUUCAUCGACUAUGAGGACUGCAUUGUCGGCUUUAUGGUUGAUCUGCCACUAGUCUGCUGCGACCAUGACAAGAAGUGCGUCGGAUGUGGGGAGAGUUUGGCACACUUAACCCUGAGGGGUGUGCUCAGAGGUUCGGUGGGUGUGAUCGGAGAGAGCCGGUUGGCGAUGACUGAGAAGGUGGUGCUCUUGGGAGGAAGAGUGUGUGCGGUUAAGAGGUUUAGACAGCUGAGUAUUAAAAGGCGUGAGUUUGGGAAGAGAAUUGAGAGAUUGGCUGAGGUGAGUAAGAAGUGUGAGUUUCUUGUUCCUGUCACUGCUUAUUUGUUUGCCAAGAGGAUCAAGUUUGUGCUUUCAGAUUAUCGCCCCAUGGGAAGCCUCGCUGACUUGCUUGCUGGUGCGAGGGAUCAUGGUCACACCGCGCUAGUUUGGAACCAAAGGCUGGCCAUAAUUUGCGACAUUGUGAAAGCAAUAGCCUAUGUCCAUAAACAAUCUCCUCCAUACCAAAAGAACAUGAUAAUGAACAUCCACGGCAGCGUCAAGACCACAAAUGUAUUAGUGAACAUCGACUUCUCAGCCUGCUUAUCAGAUUACGGGUUCACCCAAUUGGCAGAGCAAGUGGAAAUUCCCGAAACGGGGCAGGUGAUGAAGUCCCCCCGCUGGCUGGUAGAGAAGACCAAUUAUUCAAAUGAGCUGUCCCAGAGGGCUGAUAUUUACAACUUCGGGGUGAUACUACUGGACAUUUUAGCAGGGCCAAAGGGUCUGAGUCUGCUGGAAAUGGAGGUGAAUGAGAAGAAGGAAGCCAUGAAAUCUGGUGGUUUGGAUAUGGUGGAGUUUGAUAUGAGGGAUAAGACAGAACAAAGGCAGGUAUCAAAGUUUUUCGGCAUCGCCCUGACAUGUACAAAUGCCUACCCAGACUCUAGGAGUACAAUAGAUGAGAUCAGUUAUGAAAUCUCGAGGUUGUAAUUAAUUAAGUAUGCGUGGGUAAAAGACUAUGUUGGUGUAUUCUCGAAGGUAUGGACACUGUACGCGCGUGCAAGGGA
This is a messenger RNA of Argentina anserina (silverweed cinquefoil), 1124 nucleotides long. RefSeq names its product probable inactive receptor kinase At5g16590. The record is from RefSeq and is a predicted model, not a curated record. Lineage: Eukaryota; Viridiplantae; Streptophyta; Magnoliopsida; Rosales; Rosaceae. Gene Ontology annotation, molecular function: ATP binding; protein kinase activity. The coding region runs from base 1 to 1047 and encodes 348 amino acids. Gene Ontology annotation, biological process: protein phosphorylation. The transcript has 2 exons.